AUGGGCUGCAUUCUGAUAUUGCACACACAUACACACACGCACACAUGUACAUACACAUACACACACGUAAACACACACACGCACACAUGUACACACACAUACACACACACACAUACAUACACACGUAAACACGCACACACAUACACACACACACGUACACAGACGUACACACGCACAUACACACACGUAACACACAUAUACAGACAUGCAUACACACACACACACACAGACGCACACGUGCACAGACGUACACACACACACACACACACACACAUACAUACAGACACACGUACAAGCAUACACGUACACACGCACAUAUGUACACACGCACAUACACGUACACACCCGCACACACACACACACACACACACACAUACGUACACCAUACCGCUACUAGUAUCUACCAAUCAUUUCACAGUUGUCCACUCGAAUGUAAUCACAACAAUUAACCAUUAUUUCUCUUCAAUAGAAAAUGCUUUAAUUUUGUUCAAUUAUUUAGUAAUUUUAAUCAGAGGCUCAAUCUAA
This is a messenger RNA of Loa loa (African eye worm), 525 nucleotides long. RefSeq lists its product as hypothetical. The transcript has a single exon. Bases 1 to 525 code for a protein of 174 amino acids. Lineage: Eukaryota; Metazoa; Nematoda; Chromadorea; Rhabditida; Onchocercidae. The record is from RefSeq and is a predicted model, not a curated record.